Messenger RNA from Penicillium coprophilum, 1008 nucleotides. RefSeq names its product Dcp1 family protein. Gene Ontology annotation, biological process: deadenylation-independent decapping of nuclear-transcribed mRNA; positive regulation of catalytic activity; deadenylation-dependent decapping of nuclear-transcribed mRNA. The transcript has a single exon. Gene Ontology annotation, molecular function: enzyme activator activity; mRNA binding. The coding region runs from base 1 to 1008 and encodes 335 amino acids. NCBI's taxonomy places the organism in Eukaryota, Fungi, Ascomycota, Eurotiomycetes, Eurotiales, Aspergillaceae. Gene Ontology annotation, cellular component: P-body. The record is from RefSeq and is a predicted model, not a curated record.
AUGGCUCCCACAGAAAAUAUGACUUCGCGCAAACCUCGUAGACAGAAUAAUCACAAUCCUGUCAACAUCACCGAUUAUGAAUCUGAUACCCCAUACUAUUCUGACAUGCAGCAACAACCUGCACCCCCGCUCCGCUCGAACGAAGACCUCAACCUCUCCGUCAUCCGCCGCCACAAGCCCUCCGUGACCUCCAUCCUAUCACUCGCCCCUUACGCAGUGGUCUACAUCUUCAGUCCCACCACGAAACAAUGGGAAAAGAACGGAGUUGAAGGAACCUUGUUUGUGUGCCAGGAAACACAAGGCGAUCUAGGCGAAGAGCGCUACACUGCCUUCGUACUAAACCGCCGCGGGCUGAACAACUUCGAUCUUCCCCUCACCGACAGAGAGAAUGUCGAAAUUACAGAUGACUAUGUGAUUCUCAAAGCGGAAGAAAGUUCUCAAGGCGAAUCCGGACAGAAUGGCAUCGCCGACCCCUUGCACCCGCAGAAUGUGCCUAACAACCAGACCGCCACGAACAACGUGCGCAUUUACGGUCUUUGGAUUUACUCAGAGCCGCCGCCAAACUCCACCGCAGAGAGUCGCACCAUCAAUGCCCAGAUGAUCCUUGAGUGCGCCACCCACGCUGGGGAGAGCUUGAAGCUAGCUCGCGAGCGCCUCGAGGCAAUGCGCCAGAACAGCCUACACCUCGCGGCAGCGGCAGCUUCCACAACGGCUCCCCCGAUAGAGGAAAUACAGGCUGGGGUACCUAUGGGACGUCAGAUCUCGCUGAAGGAUCUUUUUGGCCAGCAGCGCGCUCAGGACGACGGUUGGAGUGUGCGCGCACACCAUGUGGGCCCCGAGCAGCACCAGCAGCAUCAGCAACUAUACCCACAACAACCUAACUACCAACACAUGAUGCCUCAGCAAAUGCCGUCUCCUGCUCCCCCACCGCAGGCGCAAUCCGAUGUGCUAGGAGAUCUGUUCCGGAGGGCAGGAUUAGCCCAUCAAGGCAAUGGACAGGGGCACUAG